AUGGCUUCAGUGACCAACAGUAAGACUAAGAAUCCAAUUUGGAAAUAUUUUGAGAUAUGCAAAGACAAUCCUAAGUUAGCAUUGUGUUUGUUAUGUAAAACAAAUAUCUCGCGUGGCGGAGAAGGAAAAAAAGCAAAAAAACCUUCAACAAGUGGAAAUGAGAAAACUGGUGCUCUCACGACUAGUGCACCUAUUGAUCCAUCAAAAGUCGAAGUACCAGGUCCAUCGCCAACCACAAAACAAAAACAAUUAACUCUAAGAGAAACAACUGAAAGAAAAUUGUUAUGGGACAUAAAUGAUUCUAGAUCGAAAACAUAUCAUUACUUAAUAGGAGAAAUGAUUGCUAUUGAUAAUGAACCGUUUGCUGUGGUUGAGAGAGUUGGUUUUAAAAGACUUAUGGAAAAAGCAGUGCCACAAUAUAAAAUGCCGAGUCGCACUUAUAUGACCGAGAAUGUCAUCCCAGACAUUUACGACCGAAUUCAUACUAAAAUUAAAUCCAGUAUCUUACAAGCCGCUGCGAUAUCGGUGACAUCUGACAUGUGGACAAAUCAACAUAAUUACGGUAGCUUCCUAAGUUUCACUGCACAUUGGUUGUCUCCAGAUCUUAAUCUUGAACAUGGUGUACUGGCGAUAAAGCCAUUUUCCGGGCCACACACAGGUGAAAACAUCGCAAAAGAGCUCAAUGCUAUUGCUGAGGUAUGGGAUAUUCCUAAAAAGAAGAUACAUUUAGUCGUCCAUGACAGUGGAGCCAAUAUGAUCAAAGGCGUACGAGCUGCACAAUACGAUUCUGCCAAAUGUUUUAUUCAUUCGCUACAACGAUCUGUUGAGGAAUCUAUAAAAUCGCAAGAAGAAGUAUGUGAGAUGGUAGCUGCCGCAAGACGGAUUGUCACCCACUUUAACCACUCUGGUACAGCUCAACAAAAACUGAAAUCCAUACGUCAAGAACUUAACUUGCCAGACCAUCAACUAUUGCAAGAUAUAAUCACACGAUGGAAUUCGACUUAUUACUUGAUGGUGCGUUUACUGGAACAGAAAAGAGCUGUGUCCUUGUACAUAACAGAUCACGAGAAGUUGAACAAUUUGACACCAUCUCAGUGGGAGCUAAUGGAACAAUGCGUUAGACUUCUCAAACCGUUCGAAGAGAUAACGAAAAUAACUAGUUCUGGUCUGUCUUGCGUAUCUGAAGUGAUACCACAUGUCGCCAUAUUACUCAAAUACCUAGAAAAGCCAGAAACUGCAGCAAAGACAUCAGACUUAUUUAUGAUGCGAUCCACACUGAAAACUAAGCUUGAAAAGCGGUUUGAUUUUGAUGAGAACGACAAGUAUUUGGUCGCCACUUUUCUUGACCCGAGGUUCAAAUGUAGUUUCCUGGGAACUGUUCAGGCAGAGAGAGCCAGACAUAAAAUUCUUUUGGACGAAUUAAAGUUCAGUUGUGAUGAGUCUAGUAGCAAUGAUGACUUCGCGCCACCUAAUAAGAGACGAAACACUGAACAGGGUGCAAGUGGAACUACGCUAGAGGAAAUCCAUGACGAUUUCUGGGAAUGCUACGAUGAAGUCGCUGCUGCCAAUUUGCCAAAUGAGGGGAUGGCAAAAAGUGAUAUCGCUAGCGAAAUAGACUUUUAUUUGAAGUGCACUCGUCUCGAUCGCAGGGCAGACCCUUACAAGUGGUGGUCUGCGAACUCCAAACAGUAUCCCAAGCUAACAAAAUUUGUUAAAGUGUACAUGUCGUCACCAUGCAGUAGUGUGUACAGUGAGAGACUAUUUUCAGAGGCAGGUCUUGUGUACGAAGAAAAACGUAAUCGACUUUUACCAGCGAAUGCAGAAAAACUGGUGUUUAUUCACCACAAUCUGCCUUUGAUUAAUUUUAAAUAUUAAGUAAAACUUCUUGUACCUUUUUUCGUAAUAAAUAUAUGCUUUCUGACUGAAAUCAUGUCUUUAUUUUAAUAUUUUUUGGUAUUCGGCAUUUGGCCGGCCUACUAUACUGAUCACUAUUCGGCCGAAUACCUAAUACCUAAAAAGUGGCCGAAUAGGCCGAAUACCGAAUAGUUGGCCAAAUAUUCGCUGCAUCUCUACUUUAAACGCGUUUUUCUCGAAACUAUAUAUUUGAAAAUGUUUACUUAACCGAUUUACUUGAAGUUUGGUGUUUCAACAUCAACAUUACCUAACGUUAACCACCCAGAAUUGGAAGUAGAAGAAAAUAUUUUAGUUGUUUCUCUCGAAUACAGACUAUGCUUUGAAUGUUAUGAGGUAGUGCAACGAGUAUCUGAAGAUGGUUCUGCACAUGUAUCCGUGUUUGGUCAUAGAAGUGUCUGUUUUGCAUGUGGAAUAUCAAUUCUUCGGGCUCGCACUCAUCUGGUUAAUCUAGAAUGCCCAGAAAGGAAUAUUAUAAUACGAUGGAUAUUUCCUCAUCCGAGCAGGCCGUCCCGCUCGCUACCCUACCGCCAGUUAGAGUCACCCUAUGCCCCUUCAGGGAAACCGCUUUCCCUCUUGGAAAGCCUUAAAGACGCCACCCCGCCUCAAGGGGAAGGGCGCAAGAAUGUAAAGGUGUCCCCGACACCAUACAUGCAUACAUACACACUUACAAACGACAUAAACGAACACCAACAUCUUCCGACACCUACAUCCAUGUCCACACUCGUGCCAGCAUUACUCUCCCUGAGCCCGAACACUGGCUCCCCUCCACCGGUGGGACUGGAGAACAUCACCGAGCAAGAAAGACAGGAGAUGGAAUUCGUUCACCAGUGCAAGGAACCAUGUCCCACCGCAGUUAGAUUAAGGGAAAUCAUACAGAAUGCGGACGAAUCUCUCCUAAAGGAAGAUAAAAUUGAAUUAAAAUUAAUCCAAGAACUAUUGCACUGCAUAGAAACUCAACACAGAAAUAUCAGCAACAGUAUCAUCGCUCAUCAUAGAUUCACCCGAUCAGUCGUCAACUUAGUAGAUACACUGAAAAAACAAAGAGAAAAGAUCCCUAACAACACAGAGGAGUCACCAAAAAGGCGGGAGCACCCGGAAUGCGAUGAGGGAAAAAUCCAGGAGGAAGGGAACGUGCUCGAUCACAUGUGCGACGAGUACGGCAACACCCUUCUCAUCCUUCACUCCCAAUCGCCGGCACAUACUCAAACAUACGACAGCUCUCUAACAGUACUCAAACCCCCGGUAGUCUCGUAA
Diatraea saccharalis (sugarcane borer) is the source of this 3168-nucleotide messenger RNA. NCBI's taxonomy places the organism in Eukaryota, Metazoa, Arthropoda, Insecta, Lepidoptera, Crambidae. The record is from the annotation of a GenBank genome assembly.